Molecule: messenger RNA, 3207 nt
Organism: Tripterygium wilfordii
Lineage: Eukaryota; Viridiplantae; Streptophyta; Magnoliopsida; Celastrales; Celastraceae
Product: protein SPA1-RELATED 3-like
Exons: 7
Coding region: 386-3004 (872 amino acids)
Biological process (GO): protein phosphorylation; photomorphogenesis
Molecular function (GO): protein binding; protein kinase activity; ATP binding
Source: RefSeq, a predicted model, not a curated record
UUAAAAGGGUGUUGUAGGCCCUAGAGAUGGUGGUGAAAUUGCUGUUAUGUACUUAAGUGUUUUGUGGGGAGAUUUUGUUUGUUUUUUUUCUUUUGGGGUGUGAAAAGACUGGAAAUUUGUGAGGCUGUGGUUGUUCUUUGUUAAAUGUAAAACCAAUAAAGCUUCUUCCUGAGUUUCUGUGGUGUUGCUUGCAGGCUGUUCCAACAAGUCUAGCAGGAACAGUGGCUCCUUUCAUGGUGGUAUUGGAAGAUAUCCCUCUCAAUUUCUUUCUACCUCUGGAAAUAUAGAAAAUGUUUGUAAGUGGACAUAUAUGUUGUUUGUGGUGUUGUCAGGGGAUGGGGGGAAGAUUGGUUUUCUGUUGGUGCAUUAGGUUUUGUUGUUAACGAUGGAGGGUUCAUCUGGGUCUGCUUGGCAGACAUCUGAUAGUUCUAGGGGAUUGAAUACUUCUGGUGUAUCAGACAGGAACCUGGUCCUUCCAGUACCACAGGAGAAGGAGUCUGAUAGAGUCUUGAUGGCUCAUAAUGAUCAACUCAGGAAUCAGAUAGAUAUGUCUCGGGUGUUUGAGGAUGAGACAGCAGCAGAACCUGAACCUUUUGUCCAUGAGGUAGAAUGGGAUGAUGUUAGCUUGAGGCAGUGGUUGGACAGACCAGAAAGAUCUAUUGAUGUCUUUGAAUGUUUACAUAUCUUCAGACAAAUAGUAGAAAUUGUAAAUGCGGCACAUUCACAAGGAGUUGUUGUUCAUAAUGUUCGACCUUCCUGCUUUGUCAUGUCUUCUUUUAGCCGUGUCUCCUUCAUUGAGUCUGCUUCUUGUUCAGAUUCAGGGUCGGAUUCCCUGGAGGAUGAAUUAAACAACCAAAGCCAGCAGAGGAGCAGAUUAGGAGUUGAAGAUUUUACACCCCAGCCUGAUCCUACAAUUGCUUUUUCAGAAGCUAGUUGCAUGCAGUCUAGUUCGGCUUAUGCAACCAAUGCUUCAUUAGCGGAAGACACUUUAGUAAAUAGAAUCAGAGAUUGGAGGAGUAUUGAACAAGUUGAUGAGAAGCAAUCAUUUCCAAUGAAACAAAUACUACUUUUGGAGACCAAUUGGUAUACUAGUCCUGAAGAGCUCACUGGUGCCUCGAAUUCGUGUUCGUCGGAUAUAUAUCGAGUUGGAGUUCUUCUUUUUGAGUUAUUUUGCCCAUUUAGCUCGAGAGAAGAGAAAGCCAGAACUAUGUCUAGUCUCAGACAUAGGGUUCUUCCUCCUCAAUUGCUUUUGAGGUGGCCAAAAGAGGCGUCAUUUUGCUUAUGGCUACUGCAUCCUGAGCCAACCGGUCGGCCAAAAAUGAGUGAAUUGUUACAGAGUGAGUUUCUUAAUGAACCUAGAGAUAACUUGGAAGAACGUCGAGCAGCUAUAGAGCUGAAAGAGACAAUAGAGGAGCAGGAUUUGCUGUUGGAAUUCCUUAUGUUGAUAAAGCAAAGAAAACAGGAAGCUGCUGAUAAGUUGCAAGAUACUGUUUCCUUUUUGUGUUCCGAUGUUGAGGAAGUUGUAGGCAUGCUUAAAUUUCUCAAGAAAAAGAGAGGCCCGAGCACAGAACCGGGGAAGGAUGAUCAUUUGAUGUCAUAUCUCCCUUCUUCAGAAACUGGUGAUAACGGUGAUUUUGCUGGCUUGGGCUCCAGGAAACGUUUGAGGCCUGGAGUUAAUUUGGAAGGUGUCGAAGAUUGUGAUGACAAUUCAGGGGAUGCCCAGAACUCAGAUGCUCUUGUUACCCAAGAACAAGAGAGUAUUCUCCAUAAAAGUUCUCGAUUGAUGAAGAAUUUUAAGAAACUCGAGUCAGCUUAUUUUUUGACAAGGUGCAGACCAAUUAGGGCAUUGAGGAAACCACUGAACGUGCAUUCACCAAUGAGUAGUGAUGGGAGAGGGUCUGUCGUUGUAACUGAAAGGAGUUCUAUCAGUAACUUAGCAUCAAAAGAACAAGAUAGCAAUAAACAAGGUGGACAAAUAACUCCAUUCGCUGAGGGAUUGUGCAAGUUUCUAUCUUUCAGUAAGUUAAGAGUUAAGGCAGACCUGAAGCAAGGUGAUUUAUUGAAUUCUUCGAAUCUAGUAUGUUCUCUCAGUUUUGAUCGUGAUGGAGAGUUUUUUGCUACGGCUGGUGUAAAUAAGAAGAUUAAAGUGUUUGAGUGUGAUACAAUAAUAAAUGAAACUCAUGAUAUACACUAUCCUGUAGUUGAAAUGUCCGGUAGAUCUAAGCUUAGCAGUAUUUGUUGGAAUAGCUACAUCAAAAGUCAGAUUGCUUCAAGUAAUUUUGAAGGCGUAGUACAGGUAUGGGAUGUUACAAGAAGUCAAGUAGUUACAGAAAUGAGAGAACACGAGAAGCGUGUCUGGUCCAUUGACUUUUCAUCUGCAGAUCCAACAAUGCUAGCUAGCGGGAGUGACGAUGGUUGUGUUAAGCUAUGGAGUAUCAAUCAGGGCGUAAGCAUUGGUACUAUCAAGACAAAGGCCAAUGUCUGCUGUGUUCAGUUUCCCAUGAAUUCCAGUCGCUAUCUUGCAUUUGGUUCAGCAGAUCAUAAAAUCUAUUACUACGAUCUACGAAACUCAAGAGUUCCUCUUUGCACAUUGGUUGGACAUAAUAAAACUGUGAGUUAUGUCAAGUUCGUUGAUGCAGCAAAUAUUGUUUCUGCGUCUACGGAUAACACACUAAAGCUCUGGGAUUUGUCACUAUCAACAUCUCGGGUUAUCGACACUCCCCUUCAAUCGUUCAAUGGUCACAAGAAUGUGAAGAACUUCGUGGGAUUGUCGGUAUCCAAUGGCUUCAUUGCAACUGGCUCUGAAACAAACGAGGUUGUCAUCUACCACAAAGCUUUUCCUAUGCCGGCAUUAUCGUUCAAAUUUCACGAUACAGACCCACUUUCCGGCCUUGAAACGGAUGACACUGCACAGUUCAUCUCUUCUGUUUGCUGGCGCAACCACUCCUCAACCUUGGUUGCAGCAAAUUCUACUGGGAACAUAAAAUUUCUGGAGAUGGUCUAGUAUGUGAUUAUGCAGAUUGUUCAUGAAAUCUAAUAGCCAUCAAGAGACCUUUUUUGGCUUUAGAUCAUAUGGAUGCUCUUAGCAUUGUAGAUAAGAAUUUCUUUAAGAGAGAAGAAGGGUAAAGGAAAUUUUUGUUGUAAAUUCUUAUGGUUCAAAGAUGAUGGUCAUUUUUUGACUAUUAUAAAUGGAGCUUCUGUAUCAUU